Molecule: messenger RNA, 2041 nt
Organism: Marchantia polymorpha subsp. ruderalis
Lineage: Eukaryota; Viridiplantae; Streptophyta; Marchantiopsida; Marchantiales; Marchantiaceae
Source: the annotation of a GenBank genome assembly
UGGCUGUGCACGCUCGGGUAGUCUACUUGACAUUCGUGCCCGGCUUCUCCUUCCUCGUCCUAGACAGACCAUUCGUUCCUUCGGACAUUCGACCUCCUUGCCAUCGCCGCUGACUCGUGAAUCUGUCAUUUCUGCCUACUCGAGUGACGAUCUGAUCAGGAUCAGAAAAAGACCUAAAACUGUUAAAUCAAUCUUUGUAAGGAUUUGAGAAGGGAAGCGGCUUCGUUGGUUGCGUAAAGAUCUAGGACCAUGUGGGUCGCUUCGUGCGCCGCGUCUUGCUGCGCCUCGUGCGCAUGCGAGGCGUGCAAGGGCAUCGCGAGUGGAAUUUCUCGACGUUCAGCGCGUAUCGCUUACUGUGGUAUCUUCACUAUGUCUUUAUUGGUGGCUUGGUUGCUGCGAGAUUUCGCACAGCCACUGUUGGAGGAAAUCCCAUGGAUCAAUACUUUUGUUCACACACCCGGAAAAGAGUGGUUUGAAACCCAGGCUGUUCUUCGAGUGAGCUUUGGGAACUUUUUUUUCUUCGCAUGCUUCGCCGUGAUAAUGAUCGGUGUCAAGGACCAGCGAGAUCAACGAGAUUCUUGGCACCAUGGUGGCUGGAUGGCCAAAUUCAUCAUGUGGACGCUAUUUGUGAUUAUGGCAUUCUUCUUGCCCAACGAAAUAGUCAAUGGCUAUGGUGUUGUAUCAAAGUUUGGUUCAGGUCUUUUCUUGUUGGUGCAGGUUAUCAUCUUGUUGGACUUCACUCACAAUUGGAAUGCUGCAUGGGUCGCAAAGGAUGAACAGUUCUGGUAUGUUGCCCUUCUGGUCGCAUCUGUCGGUUGCUAUCUGGCCUCGUUUGUUCUAUCUGGCUUCUUGUUUCACUGGUUUACUCCAUCAGGCCACGAUUGUCAGCUCAACACUUUCUUCCUUGUGACAACUGUAUUUCUUGGGAUUUCCUUCGCCAUUAUAUCUCUGCAUCCAAAGGUUAACGGGAGCCUCUUACCAGCAGCAGUUAUCGGAUUGUACUGCACUUAUCUGAGCUACAGUGCCCUCUCAAGCGAGCCCCGUGAUUAUGAGUGCAAUGGAUUGCACAAGCAUGUUGCAGCAGUAUCUACUGGCACCCUAGUCAUGGGCAUGAUGACAACGCUUUUGUCUGUCGUGUACUCUGCUGUUCGUGCUGGAUCAUCAUCUACGUUCCUCUCCCCUCCAUCUUCUCCAAGAGCAGGAAGCGGCAGUAAGCCAUUGUUGACAGAGCGAGACAUGGAAGGUGGCCAUGAUUCUGAAGACGAAGGAGAGAUGAAAAUGACCAGAGGCAGCAAGCGUGAUGAUCCUCGCCCUGUCACAUACGUAUACUCAUUUUUCUACCUGAUCUUCGCAUUGGCUAGUAUGUACUCCGCCAUGCUGCUGACAGGCUGGGGUAACUCUAAUAUCCAGGAGGACAUUGUUGAUGUUGGCUGGCCAUCAGUGUGGGUCCGCAUCAUCACCCAAUGGAUCACAGCUUGUCUGUACAUCUGGUCUCUAAUUGCUCCCUUCAUCUUACCAGAUCGCGACUUCUCUUAGAUCGUAAGUUGGAGAAGCUUCAGUCCUUUGAGCACUGUAAAUUCUCUCUGUUUUUCUUCUAAUCAAUGUGACCGCGACCUGCUCUGUGUAACUUUAGCAACCUUGUGAAAACUCACUAGUUUGCGAGACUCUAUACUUACCUUCUGUACAUCUAAACAAAACUCCCUCUGAGACCAUCUAGUUUGAUCGCACUUUGAGCCAUGACGAGUUUGCAGAUUUCUUUUUUGGAUGUUGGGAUGGCUUCCUAGCCUUUCAACAUCUAAGGAGUCGAAGAAUUUAUCUUUCUAUAAUAUCGGUGAUUUGCACUGAUACCAACGAUUCAGACAUUAUAUAUCCAACUGCGCUCAAGAGGCAGUUUAUAACUGAUUUGUUAAUUCUUGCAGCAAAUUACACUUUUAUGUAGAAGUUGCCAAAGUUGGCGUUUUCUUUGUCUUCGUUGCACGAUGAGCUUAAUGUAGUGUUUAUUUCAAUCUGAAGGGACUUUCAAUCAAACCUUCAACCAAAA